Molecule: messenger RNA, 3181 nt
Organism: Aspergillus thermomutatus
Lineage: Eukaryota; Fungi; Ascomycota; Eurotiomycetes; Eurotiales; Aspergillaceae
Gene: exg9
Product: putative exo-beta-1,3-glucanase
Exons: 6
Molecular function (GO): polygalacturonase activity
Source: RefSeq, a predicted model, not a curated record
AUCCAUUCCUUUUCCAAUUCAAAACAAGACUGCCCAACCCUGGGACCCGGUUACUCAUGCCUCUCGUGCGGGAAACCUCACAAGCCAUGAUAGCCAUAAACGAGCAAGCUGUGGAGGUCCAACUCCCGAUAGUCCCAGCAAGUUCUGGUAUGAGACGAUUACCCACAAUGGAGAGUCGUCUUUCUUGGACUCGACCUACAAGCACAACUACAAGGUCUUCCGAAACGUGGUGACCGACUUUGGAGCGGACAACACCGGUGCCACUGAUGCCUCUGUUGCUAUUCAGAAUGCUAUCAACGCUGGUGCCUCCAAUGGCCCUAACCGGGCUAGCAACUCCAUGGGCACCACCGGUCAACCUGCAAUCGUUUACCUCCCAGCUGGAACGUACCGGAUGGACGGAAGUCUCCAGCUCUUCGUUGGUACUGUCAUUGUGGGCGAUGCCCUCAAUCCACCAACUCUCAAAGCCAGCGCCAACUUCCCCAACGAUCAUAUCGUCUACGGGAAAGAUAGCCACCUGGGUGGCACGGUCAACUUCUACAUUGGCUUCAAGAAUGUGAUUAUCGAUUCCACGAGCGUUGCUGCUUCAAAGUCAAUCACCUUGUUGGACUGGACCGUCUCGCAGGCCACGCAGCUGACGAAUGUUGUUUUCAACAUGCCCUCGUAUUCGAACCAUGUUGGCGUGACAAGCCAGUAUGACUCGAACAGCAAUAUUAUUCUGAACGAUCUUACCUUCAAUGGUGGUGCUAUCGGCAUGGAGUUGAGCGGCCAACAAUGGAUCCUCAAGGGCAUCACCAUCAACGGGGCGAACGUUGGGAUCAAGGCCGGGGCAUUUGAGCUCGUCUGUCUGGAUUGCAAUCUCUCAAACGGUGCCACGGGUAUUGAUGCCAGCGGGAUCUCUGGCUCACUGACGGUCAUCGAUUCCAGUGGCAACUAUCUCGGCAACAUGAUCGUCUCCUCCAAUGCUGGUGCUACUGCUCAGAACUCGAUCAUCCUGGAUAAUGUGCAGUGCACCAACAGCGGCAGCACAGUCUCUCUUAACAACAAUGUCGUCCUCUCUGGCUCGGUGACAAACACCUGGGUGCGUGGAAAUCUGUACUCAGGGGGAGCUACCACCCCUGCAAAAGCACAAGGCUCGCAAGUCACCACGGCUCGUGCGAAUGUUCUUCUCGCAGCCAAUUCCAAGUACUUUACCAUGGCACCCCCCACAUACUCUCAGUACUCUUCCGGCCAGUUCAUCAAUAUCAAGACUGUGAGCGGUCUUCCUGUUAUGGGAGAUGGCGCCACCGACGAUACGGCGAACAUCAACGCCAUCUUGGCCCAGUAUGCUGGAUGCAAGAUCAUCUACUUUCCUGCCGGUACGUACAUCGUGACGGGGACUAUCUUUGUCCCCGCUGGUUCGAUUAUUGUCGGGGAUGCAUAUGCCUCGGCUAUCAGUGCUACUGGCUCGAAUUUUUGGAAUCCUGAUGCCCCGACUACAAUGGUCAAGGUCGGCAACGCGGGUGACGUGGGCGUUGCCCAGUUCACAGAUAUGCUGUUUACAGUGGCCGAUGUUCUUCAGGGCUGCAAAUUGGUUGAGGUAAAUAUUGCCGGUGCAGCUCCUGGCGACGUGGGAUUCUGGAACUCGCAUUUCCGCAUCGGCGGUGCAGUAGGCUCCAAAGUACAAACAAACUGCUACGGCACUCCCGACCAAUGCAAAGCCGCCUGGGGCCUGCUUCAUCUGACCAGCACUUCCUCUGUGUAUAUCGAGAACAUGUGGGGAUGGACAGCCGACCACAACCUGGACGGCAGCCCCGACACAACCACCGUCGCCACCGGCCGUGGUCUCCUCGUCGAAGCGACCAAGGGUACCUGGCUCGUCGGAACGGCCAUGGAACACCACACCCUCUACCAGUACAACUUCGAGUACGCCCAGAACGUCUUCUCCGCCUUCCAGCAGAGCGAAACCCCCUACUGGCAGGGCUGGGGAAGUCCGGACCUGGCCCCUGCGCCAUGGUCCUCGAACCUGAUCGACAGCGAUCCCAACUUCAGCAACUGCGACGCCAGCGAUGCAGGAUGCCGCAUGGCGCUCUUUGAGCGCAUCCGGGGCUCCUCGAACUUGUUCCUCUAUGGAGGCUGCGUCUGGGCGUUCUUCAACCACAACGGUGGAUGUACCGGGGACUGCCAGGCGAACGCCGUCCGCAUCCUGUCAUCCGCUGGCUCGGUAUAUCUCUAUGGUACCAACGUCAAGGCGAUCAGCAACAUCGUGCUCGAAAACACUGUUGCCGCCGCAAAGGAAAGCGACAACAAUGGCGGAUGGGGCGGAGUCGUCGCCGCGUAUCUUCACAAUGUGGACACAAGCUCCAACGGUGGUAGCAGUGGCAGUGGCAGCUCCGGCGAUGGCAACAGCGCUGUGGUCACCGGUAACGGGUUAAACUGGUAUAGCUCUUCUCUGACCGACGGAGCAGCCGCAUACCAGGAUCCAGAAUAUUACUACUGCUUCGGCGGGCCGGCUGCUAAUUUCCCACCGUUUGCGAACUGGAUGGGCUUCACGGCGAUGUUUGGUUUGAACCAGCAAACCUCCAUGGCACUGGUCGAAUCGGGUCCCAUUCAGGGAGAUAUCUGGAAUGCCAUCGUCGAAGUAUCUGCCGCGGCCAAGGUCGAUCCUCGGUUGAUUCUGGCGGUGGUUAUGCAAGAGUCUAGCGGCAACGUCUACGUUGGCUGCACGAACAAUGGCGUCGAGAAUUGCGGGCUGAUGCAAGCCUACGCCGGCUCCGUCUCCUUCGAUCCCAACGAUCCACAGGGAAGCAUCACCCAGAUGAUCAUCGACGGUACCCAAGGCACGGCACAAGGCGGUGGUCUCGUUCAAUGGUUCAACAAUGACAAUGUUGGGGCCGACACCGGUGGCAACCCGUACAAUGUGCUCCGUGGCUAUAACUCGGGCAGCAUUAACUUCAAUGAUUUGAAUGAUCCCCAGGACGCUACUGCUUCGUAUGUCAGUGAUGUGGCCAACAGGUUGCAGGUGAGUCUUCUCUUCGAGAUGGAGGAGCAUAAGACUAACAAGGCUAGGGAUGGAAUGGUAAUGAUGGUCAUGGGUACAGAGCUGCGUGUGGAUGGUCGUGACGAAUACGUGCCGGAUCCCAACGAGAUAGUACGCUAUGAACGAAGAUUCCCGACGCUGAAGGUUCCUAGAGUCAAGUGGUGA